Messenger RNA from Microplitis demolitor, 961 nucleotides. RefSeq names its product glia maturation factor beta (gene GMF). The transcript is spliced from 3 exons. The record is from RefSeq and is a predicted model, not a curated record. Gene Ontology annotation, molecular function: Arp2/3 complex binding; actin binding. Gene Ontology annotation, biological process: actin filament debranching; negative regulation of Arp2/3 complex-mediated actin nucleation. The coding region runs from base 143 to 562 and encodes 139 amino acids. NCBI's taxonomy places the organism in Eukaryota, Metazoa, Arthropoda, Insecta, Hymenoptera, Braconidae. Gene Ontology annotation, cellular component: actin cortical patch.
GUUCACUUCUCCCUAUUGAACUAAAUAAUCAAUUACAAUACAAUUUUGACCUUGACAAUCUCUAGCUGAUUCAUCAUCACAUCACUUACUGGUACUGGCACUGGUACAUCCGGACUUACUACAUCUUUAUAAAUCUGUCAAUAUGACUUCGCAGAGUACGUGUGACAUUGAAGAUGAAGUGAGAAAAGCGAUAAAAGAUUUCCGAUUCCGUAAGAGUAAAAAAAAUGCUGCGUUGAUUAUAAAAGUUAAUCGUGAAAAACAAACUGUCUGCUUGGAUCAACUUAUUGAGGAUGUCGAAAUAGAUGAACUGCAAGAAAUAAUACCAAGUCAUGAACCAAGAUAUAUUGUGUACUCAUAUAAAAUGGAGCAUUCAGAUGGUAGGAUAGCCUACCCAAUGUGUUUUAUAUUUUACACACCACGAGAUAUUCAAAUGGAUCUGCAAGUUUUGUACGCAACAAUGAAACUCGUUCUUCAGAAAGAAGUCGAGCUGACAAAAUGUUUCGAAGUGCGAGAACUGGAGGAGCUCACUGAGGAAUGGCUCAAAGAAAAUUUAUCGAAAUAAAGUAAUAAUUAUAUUGGUUAUUUUUUAUAUAUACGAAAAACAUAUUUUGCGACUGCCAAAACUUGUCGAUAUUUAAAAAAGACUUAUAACUCAUCACAUUACAAUUUGUUACAAUGAAAUUUAUUAAUAUUCUUUUUUCUAAACAGUAUUUAAUUGCAACAAUUUUAAAUUAAUGAAUUUAUACUUUUGAUACCAUGUUUUUAAAUUUUAUAAUUAACGCUAAUUAAAUUGAUAUCUAUGUAAAAGAUUUUUGAAAACUAGUCAAUUCGAUAGUUUAAAUUAUAUACCAAAUAUUUAAGAGGUGGCGGUAAUACAUAUUAAUAAAUAAUUGCUUUUGUACAUUUUUUAAUAUUAAUCAUCAUUAAUUAUAAAACGAUUUUUACUUAUCAAGUAAAUAAA